AUGCGCCGCGCGACGAUGGGACGCGCGCGCGCUCGCGAUGGCGCGCCCGCGCGGCAUCUCGCGCCCUCCCUCCUCCUCCUCUUCCUCGCCGCCGCGCCCGCGGUCGUGGACGCCGCGCCCGCGAAGCAUUGCAUCGCCCUCGGCGCGCGCGACGCGCUCCUCGCGGUGCAUCUGCAGAAUGACUUUUUCGACGCGCGCGCGAUGAACGGAGCGUACGCCCCCGGCGCGUCGCUCGCGUACCCGCUCGACGCGUCCUACGUCCACGGCGAGAACGUCCGCAGAGGCGCGCUCGCGGUGCGUCGCGCCGAGGAGGUGGUCCCGGUCGCGAACGCGUGGAUGCGCGCGGUAGACCGCGCGAACGGCUCCGUCGUCGCGACGCUGGACUGGCACCCGCCCGAUCACUGCUCGUUCUGCAAGUUCGGGGCGAAGCAAUCGAGACGAUUGGACUGCGUGUGGGGGUGCGAGGGCACGAAUGGGAUCUGCGUCACCGGCGCGGGCGUCCCCGCGGCUGUGUUCGACAGCACGGGGCGAUGCGCGGACGCGGUCAGCGAGAGCGACUUUCAGCAGAGCCGGUAUUUCCAGUGGCCGCGACACUGCGUCGCGGGCACGUUCGGGAGCCGGUUCGAUCCGUACCUGAACGUCCCGGAGCGCGCGGUGCGCGUGCACGCGGGCGUGGAGCAGAGCGAGGACUCGUACUCCGCGUUCGGCGGGCGGCGCAUACGCGCGGACGGCACGCGCGGCGCGUCGCUGUUGGAGAUUUUGCGAAAGAAGAACGCGAAGCGCGUCUUCGUGCUCGGUCUCGCGACGGACUACGUCGUCAAGGAGACGCUCCGCGAGCUCUUGAAAGAGGAAGAGGUGUUCGACGACGACGGUUAUAACGCCACGACGAUGUCAGGAAAAGAAGAUGGAACGUCGACCGUCGCGAAGACGAAGCGGCGCGCGUUCAGCGCGGUGUUGAUCGCCGCGGGGUCGAGGGGCGUGUUCGACGCGCCCGGAUCCUUCUACGGCUCCGACCCGGAAUCGCUCAGCGGGACGACGAAGCGCGAUCUCAUCGCGCUCGGCGUUAGCGUCGUCGGCGCGUCCAGCGUCGAGGACGCGAUGCGCGAGCUGUGCGAGGGGACGUGCGACGACGAUCACGAUUGCGUCGACGGCGACGGCGGCGGCGGCGGAGCGGGGAAGCUGGAUGAAAAAAUUUGCGUCGACCGCGGAGGGCCGCACAAGGUGUGCGUCCCGAAGCCGAAGGUCAUCGCGGGCGUCGACGCGCGCGUGUUCUUCUCCGUCGCGUUGGCCGGCGUCCUCGGGAUCGUCGUCGUCGCCGUGACGUUCCGCGGCGAGAUCGUGAGCUACGUCUCGAACCGCGCGAAACGGAAAGGCCCGCCGACGGAUUUCGUCGUCCUCGUCGAGACGGACAUCGAGGCGCGUUCUAUCUCACACUGGUCCCCAUACGACCGCGUUCGCGUGGUGAAGCCUUUUCUUAAGGACAGGACUUUCUCUCCCGGCGGUCGGUUCUCUCCGCCCACACCUCGCUUUCAAUCCCGCACUCACACCGCGACGCCUUUCAACUCUCAAGUCUGA
Molecule: messenger RNA, 1575 nt
Organism: Micromonas pusilla CCMP1545
Lineage: Eukaryota; Viridiplantae; Chlorophyta; Mamiellophyceae; Mamiellales; Mamiellaceae
Exons: 1
Coding region: 1-1575 (524 amino acids)
Molecular function (GO): hydrolase activity, acting on carbon-nitrogen (but not peptide) bonds, in linear amides
Source: RefSeq, a predicted model, not a curated record